UUAGAUUGGCCGCCGGUGACGGGUGGCCGUGCUGGGGGCGGGAGGGUUUCUGUGGUAGGAAGGGAGGUCCGCUCGGUCGGGCACACCGCCCCAGUGCUCUGUGGGAUACUGGAAGUCUCGAGUGUCUCCUCCUGGUUCCCAGCCCUCCUCUGGCCUGCACUCAUAGAAACAGACACACACCCCCUGACUCCCCGCUCUUCCCUCUCCGCCUCCCCCUCCCCCCCCUCGCGAUAAGAAGACCCGGCGGCAGGAGAGGGGAUGAAGAUGGCGGACGCGAAGCAGAAGCGGAACGAGCAGCUGAAGCGCUGGAUCGGCUCGGAGACCGACCUCGAGCCUCCCGUGGUGAAGCGCCAGAAGACCAAGGUGAAGUUCGACGAUGGCGCCGUCUUCCUGGCUGCUUGCUCCAGCGGCGACACGGACGAGGUUCUCAAGCUGCUGCACCGCGGCGCCGACAUCAAUUACGCCAAUGUGGACGGACUUACUGCCCUCCAUCAGGCCUGCAUUGAUGACAAUGUUGAUAUGGUGAAGUUUCUGGUAGAAAAUGGAGCAAAUAUCAAUCAACCUGAUAAUGAAGGCUGGAUACCACUACAUGCAGCUGCUUCCUGUGGAUAUCUUGAUAUUGCAGAGUUUUUGAUUGGUCAGGGAGCACAUGUUGGUGCUGUCAACAGUGAAGGAGAUACACCUUUAGAUAUUGCAGAGGAGGAAGCAAUGGAAGAACUACUUCAAAAUGAAGUUAAUCGGCAAGGGGUUGAUAUAGAGGCAGCUCGAAAGGAAGAAGAACGAAUAAUGCUUAGAGAUGCAAGGCAGUGGUUAAAUAGUGGUCAUAUAAAUGAUGUACGGCAUGCAAAAUCUGGAGGUACAGCGCUUCAUGUUGCAGCCGCUAAGGGCUAUACAGAAGUUUUAAAACUUUUAAUACAGGCAGGCUAUGAUGUUAAUAUUAAAGAUUAUGAUGGCUGGACACCUCUUCAUGCUGCAGCUCACUGGGGUAAAGAAGAAGCAUGUCGAAUUUUAGUGGACAAUCUGUGUGAUAUGGAGAUGGUCAACAAAGUGGGCCAGACAGCCUUUGAUGUAGCAGAUGAAGACAUUUUAGGAUAUUUAGAAGAGUUACAAAAGAAACAAAAUCUGCUCCAUAGUGAAAAACGGGAUAAGAAAUCUCCACUAAUAGAAUCAACAGCAAAUAUGGAAAACAAUCAGUCACAGAAGACUUUUAAAAACAAAGAGACUUUGAUUAUUGAGCCAGAGAAAAAUGCAUCCCGUAUUGAAUCUCUGGAACAGGAAAAGGUUGAUGAAGAAGAAGAAGGAAAGAAAGAUGAAUCUAGUUGUUCCAGUGAAGAAGAUGAAGAAGAUGACUCAGAAUCAGAAGCUGAAACAGAUAAGACAAAACCUGUGACUUCUGUAACUACUGCCAACACUUCUAGUACACAAGCAGCUCCUAUAGCUGUUACAACACCUACUCUGUCAUCAAGUCAGGCAACACCCACAUCACCUAUUAAAAAGUUUCCAACUUCAACUACAAAAAUUUCUCCCAAAGAAGAAGAGAGAAAAGAUGAAUCUCCUGCAUCUUGGAGGUUAGGACUUAGAAAGACUGGCAGUUAUGGUGCACUUGCUGAAAUCACAGCAUCUAAAGAGACUCAGAAAGAAAAAGACACUGCAGGUGUUAUACGUUCAGCUUCAAGUCCCAGACUUUCCUCCUCUUUGGAUAAUAAAGAAAAGGAGAGAGAGAGUAAAGGAGCAAGGCUUGCAUAUGUUGCACCUACUAUACCAAGACGUCUAGCUAGCACAUCUGACAUUGAAGAGAAAGAAAACAGAGACUCUUUGAGUUUGCGAACAAGUAGCUCUUAUACAAGAAGAAAAUGGGAAGAUGAUCUUAAAAAAAACAGCUCAAUUAAUGAAGGAUCAACUUAUCAUAAAAGUUGCUCCUUUGGUAGAAGACAAGAUGAUUUGAUUAGUUCUAGUGUUCCAAGCACCACAUCAACACCAACAGUUACCUCUGCAGCUGGGCUUCAGAAAAGCCUGCUUUCCAGCACAAGCACUACUACAAAGAUUACAACGGGUUCUUCCUCAGCAGGCACACAAAGCAGUACCUCAAAUCGUUUGUGGGCUGAUGAUAGUACUGAAAAAGAAAAGGACAGUGUUCCUACGGCAGUGACCAUUCCUGUUGCUCCAACUGUUGUAAAUGCUGCAGCUUCUACCACAACCCUGACUACAACUACUGCUGGCACUGUCUCCUCCACAUCAGAGGUCAGGGAGAGACGCAGAUCAUACCUCACUCCUGUUAGAGAUGAAGAAUCUGAAUCCCAAAGAAAAGCAAGAUCUAGACAAGCAAGACAGUCUAGAAGAUCAACACAGGGGGUGACAUUGACUGAUCUUCAGGAAGCUGAAAAAACUAUAGGAAGAAGUCGUUCUACCAGAACCAGAGAGCAAGAAAAUGAAGAAAAAGAAAAGGAGGAAAAAGAAAAACAGGAUAAGGAGAAACAAGAAGAAAAGAAGGAGUCAGAAACAUCUAGAGAAGAUGAAUAUAAGCAAAAAUACUCUAGAACAUAUGAUGAGACUUUUCCACGUUAUAGACCAGUGUCAACUUCAAGUUCAACCACUGCAUCCUCUGCCCUUCCUACAAUGACCAGUUCACUCUAUGCUUCAAGUCAACUAAACAGGCCAAAUAGUCUUGUAGGUAUAACUUCUGCUUACUCCAGAGGAUUAACUAAAGAAAAUGAAAGAGAGGGAGAAAAAAAAGAAGAGGAGAAGGAAGGUGAAGAUAAAUCACAGCCUAAAUCCAUCAGAGAACGACGGAGACCAAGAGAGAAAAGAAGAUCUACGGGAGUGUCUUUUUGGACACAAGAUAGUGAUGAAAAUGAACAAGAACAACAAUCAGAUACAGAAGAAGGAUCCAAUAAAAAAGAAACUCAGACGGAUUCCAUUUCUAGAUACGAAACCAGUUCCACUUCAGCUAGUGAUCGGUAUGAUUCCUUGCUGGGUCGCUCCGGAUCGUAUAGUUACUUAGAAGAAAGAAAACCAUAUAGUAGCAGGCUAGAAAAGGACGACUCAACUGACUUUAAAAAGCUUUAUGAACAAAUUUUAGCUGAAAAUGAAAAGUUGAAGGCACAGCUACAUGAUACAAAUAUGGAAUUAACAGAUCUUAAAUUGCAGUUGGAAAAGGCCACCCAGAGACAAGAAAGAUUUGCUGAUAGGUCACUAUUGGAAAUGGAAAAAAGGGUGACCGGCAAGAGUCAGUAUCUUCUGGGCGGAACGAAGAGCUCUAGAAAGAAGAAUAUCUGAAAUGGAAGAAGAACUCAAAAUGUUACCAGACCUAAAAGCAGACAACCAGAGACUAAAGGAUGAAAAUGGGGCCUUGAUCAGAGUUAUAAGCAAACUUUCCAAAUAGAAAACAAACAAACAACACAGCAGGAAUUGCACAUAUUAAUAACCCAGUGGACCAUAAUUGGCAGUCACUGGAAGCCUGGGAAGAAUCCUUUGGAGACUGUCAUUUUUGGAUAUCCUGCCAAAUGCCCUCUUAUCUAGGAUUUUUGUUUUGUUUAAGUUUCUGGGGGGGUUUUUUGUUGUUUUUUUUUUUUUUUUAAUCAAGACCAUUGUUUCAUGUUAAUGCAGCUGCUGAGAAGUUUUGGGGGUUUUUGGAUUUUUUUUUUUUCUUUAAAUGACUGAGAAAACUUGUUUACAGCUCCAGCAUAUAAGGAAAGUGUUCAAGGCCAGAUAUGCCUCAGAUAUUUAACCAGUAAGCCUUAGUUGUACAUAAAUACUUUUGUGUCAACAAAAACUUUCAGCUCUCACAGAAGACAGUUAUUCAACAUUUUUCCAUGUGCCACGUUUCCAGUUUUUUAAUAUUUAAUUUUUUUGCUUUACUCUAAGUUUGGGUUUGUAUUUUUUCCUUCUAACUCUUCAUGUGGCAGAGUCUUCUAUGUUUUCCCAGCUUUCUUAUUCAUGGAAGAGAAUAUUUGCCCUUCUGAGAUUAUUGUCAUGUGUUAGGCUAAUGUGUUGUCUCCCACCUGGAACUGAAUUGCUUGGUGGAACAUUUGCUUUCACUGUUUGUGCAAUAUUCAUUUAUUUCUUAUAUGAAUGCUUUAAGUCAGUUGAGAUUAGAUCUUUUAAGUUCUAUUUUCUGCCUUCUAUUGGUCACUUUUUGUUUUUGUUUUUUAUUGUAGUAUGUUAGAUUCUGUAAUCUUCACAUUCAUUUUAGCAGGUACUGAGUGAUGCUGUAAAUAUAAAUAAGUGUAUUGUUUUGAUUUUUAGAACACCACAUGGCAUGCUUGACUAUUUUCUUAAUUUCAGAUGUCUGUUAAUGCAAAGUAGGCUACUCCAUGGUAGUGUUAAAAACAAAAUGUGCUAACAAUGUGGUAUAAAGACUUUAAAAGUUAAAUACAUUAUGUGGAGCCCUAUCUUUACAGAAAUUUUCUACUGUAAAGUGCUUUUAUUUUUAUUUUCAGUUUUCAUUUGCUAGUAUUCAACUAUAAUUAAAAUUGCGUAAGAUAAUUGCUUCACAUUUCACAUACCUAUAUUUAUCUGAGUGCUGUCUAAAACUGUUGUGCUAGCCAAAGUAAUGCUAUGAAAUCAUUUGUAGAAUUAACCCGUGAGUUCAUGUUAAAUGCACUGUUUUUGCCAUGUGAAGAGGCAUUGACUUUAAUACCACCAUCAUGUUCAGACCAUUUUAUACAUUUCAGUGGCCUUUUUCUAGGGGAAAAAAACAAAACAAAACCAACUACAUAGUGAAGAUGGCUUUUAUUUGGACAAAUAGCUUUUAUAUUUUCAUUAAAUCAUGCAAAAAUAUUACAUCUUUCUGGCACAUAACUGUCUCUUUAACCACUGAACAGUUCAGCCAUUUGAAUAAAUUGUACAUUGUAAAGCUUAUUGUAGCUGAUUGUAUUAUUGAGUGUAUUGUAUACUAUAUUAAAUGUGAAUUUGUACCUCUUCAUUUUAAAAGGUCAUUGUGUUCUACUGCCUAUUUUAGAUUACUUUGGGGUUGGGGAAGGGUAUUUUGGUAAGCAGGAUUUCAAGUCCUCUCUCUUGAUGGUUUUAUGAAGAUAUAAGGUUAUGCUCUUACUACCAAGCUCAGGAUUCUUGAUUUUAAAGGUACAAGGAUAGUUGUGGAAUUUUAUUUUUGGUUAUAUUUGAACUGUAUGAAUGGUGGGUCUGAAUAUAGAGAAUUUUCAUGGUCAUGGUCUAAUGUGGAGGUAAAAUAUACAGUAAUUGAUCAGUUUGAGUGACUGCAACAUGUUCUGGUUGCACAACAGUUAGGCAUGCUAUGGUUUAUAUUUGUGAAGUUUGGAUGCCUGUGAAGAAUGAUUAAAUACAUGUUUCUAAUAUUUUAGUGUUUUGUAUUUAGGUUAUUUAUUCUUUGUAUCUAAAAUUGAACAGCUACUGUGCUAUAUUGAUUUUAUUGGUAGUAUUGAGCAGACCUUGUUUCUGCAUGAAACUAGUUGCAAAACUCACUAUUUUGGAAAUAAAAAAAUGUAUUUUGACAUAUACAAAUAAAAUGAAUAAAACUA
Messenger RNA from Marmota monax (woodchuck), 5498 nucleotides. It is a transcript of the gene Ppp1r12a, whose product is annotated as protein phosphatase 1 regulatory subunit 12A. The record is from RefSeq and is a predicted model, not a curated record. The coding region runs from base 259 to 3276 and encodes 1005 amino acids. The transcript has 26 exons. Lineage: Eukaryota; Metazoa; Chordata; Mammalia; Rodentia; Sciuridae. Gene Ontology annotation, molecular function: phosphatase regulator activity; enzyme inhibitor activity; protein kinase binding. Gene Ontology annotation, biological process: signal transduction. Gene Ontology annotation, cellular component: A band; Z disc; cytoplasm.